AUGGAGUAUAAAAGUAUAUUAAUAGUUAUAGUAUAUUUAUCAGUACUAAUUACAGGUCAAUAUACUAUAAGAGGAGUUCCUGAAAGUUAUGCAGAGUUAGGUGAAAAUUAUACAUUACAAUGUACUGUUACAGAUUCCCCUAGUCUUGUAGAUUUCCGGAGAAACAAUAUUGUUUUAUGUAGUAUAUUCUCUGGAGUUUGUCAGAGUACUACACCAAUAGAUAAUAGAUAUAAAUGUGAAUGUAUCAAUAAUAACAAAACACUAUAUCUCAAUAUAAGUAAUAUAAAUAUACAAGAUGAUACAACAUGGUCUUGUAGAGGUAAUUCUGGUGGACAAGGAUCAACUAAUGUAUCAGUUUAUUAUGGUCCAGAGAAUAUAAGAUAUAAUCCUAAUAGUGAUAAUAUAGAUGUUAUAGAAGGAAAGCGUCAGAGUGUCAACUGUUUAGCUGAUUGUAAACCAGAUUGUAACAUCACCUGGUCUAAAGAUGAUGAACUUACUUUCUCACCAGAUGUAACAAGUAUCAAUAUAAUAGAAGGUAGAGAUCAAACUAUAACAUGUUUAAAUGAUAGUAUUAUUUCAGAUGGUCCUGAUGAACUUACUUUCUCACCAGAUGUAACAAGUAUCAAUAUAAUAGAAGGUGGAGAUCAAACUAUAACAUGUUUAACUGAUUGUUAUAAAUGUAAUUAUAACUGGACUGGGCCAGUUUCAUCACCAACUAAAGAUCUUGUAUUGACUCAAAUAAAAGAAAUCAGGAAGGAAACUAUAGAUGUGAAGCUACCAAUAUUAAAAAUACCAUCCCUAAAACAAGAUCUAAAUCUAUACAAGUUAAUGUACAUUGGCAUUAAUUGCUUUACUUCUGUUUUAGAUCCACCAUAUAUAACCAGUAUAACAUCUGAUGCUGUAGAUAACGAAACUGAUGAAGGUUCUGAUGUUAUAUUUAACUGUAAUGUUAAUAGUAAACCAGUAUCUACUAUAACCUGA
Messenger RNA from Lottia gigantea (owl limpet), 981 nucleotides. RefSeq lists its product as hypothetical. NCBI's taxonomy places the organism in Eukaryota, Metazoa, Mollusca, Gastropoda, Lottiidae. The record is from RefSeq and is a predicted model, not a curated record. The coding region runs from base 1 to 981 and encodes 326 amino acids. The transcript is spliced from 5 exons.